ACUGUACCGCAGCCCCUGGUAGGGCUGCGGACAGCCUUGAAGCUACUGUGGGGGACGGUCGACCCGGAAAAGACGUUCAUGAGGCUGUUAUUUGCGGGCAGGGGGUGCUGGUGGCCGUUGGCAGGGUUGGCGACGCUGAUCGUUCGCUUGUCGCGGGCUUGCGGACGCUGGAGGCCUGGGAGUGAUGGCGGGACGUGCUUCAAGGUGCGCGCCGCCGACGGCUGGGCGUGGCACAGUCCCGCCAGUAUCCUCGUCGCAGUGUGCUUCCCCGCCACGCUCUGGGAUUCUCCGGAAUCGCUACUGGAUUCUGCGCCACGGCAGAAGCAUCCCAAAUGAGAAAGGGGUGGUCGUUAGCUCACUGGAAAAUGGCGUCCGCCCAGAAAAUGGUCUUGCGCCAGUUGGCAUCGAGCAAGCCAAGGAAGCUGGCAAGAAGUUCAUCAAGGAACUGAAGGAAGAAGGUCUCGGCGAGGCGGACUGGGCCAAUAAAGUUCACAUUGUCUCGUCGCCAUUCAGCAGAACGCUUGAUACGUCGACAGCAGUCAUGCAAGUGUUCCCUGUAAAGGUGAAAUUUGAGGUGAUUCCAGAGCUUAGGGAGAGGUACUUUGGCCCUGCUAUGGAGCUUCAGUCUGCAGACAAAUGGUAUCCAGUGGUCUGGCAAGUGGAUCGGGCAGACUAUUGUAGAGGUCCAGAGGGAGGGGAGAGUGUGGUGGAUGUCGCAAUCCGCAUGGCUGGUGUGGUGGCAAGACUGGAAAAGGAACUGAAAGGGUGCGCUAUCUUGUUGGUGAGCCAUGGAGACCCUCUGCAGAUUAUCCAGGCAGCAUGCAAGCCAUUCAAGGAUACCCAGUUGCAGUCGUCUGGGAGGAAGCAAGAUGGAUCGAGUCGGCCUCAACUGUUUGACGGUCUCCUCAAUUGCAUCAAUCAGAACGGACAGGUGGGACUCAGCUGUGAAAUGGGGAAAUCCCUUGCGCGUCACAGAGACUGGCCUUUGGAAACAGCUGAGCUAAGGCGGCUGCUAUGACAUUACGUGACUGGAUUUUGUAAGGCUUGGGGCGCUAACCAGGUCAACAGAUCGGCGUGCUGUGCACGUAUACGUAGAUCGGACAUCGGGCUACAGUUGGCAGUCUUUUAUUUCUUUUAUUAUUUCCAUAAAGUUGCCAAUCGGAGCACUGAAUCGGCGAAAAAAAGAAAUAAUCCUUCACCAAUCACAUAAUCUUUGGCUUUGUGAUCAACAAUCAUUACAAAAUCAGUAACGGUUGAUAAAAGAGUAACUUCUCG
Messenger RNA from Chara braunii, 1275 nucleotides. The record is from the annotation of a GenBank genome assembly. Lineage: Eukaryota; Viridiplantae; Streptophyta; Charophyceae; Charales; Characeae.